AUGCCGGCUAUAACCGAAGAGAAUGAUAUCUUGAAAACUAUAUUGUUUUCUUUUAACGUGUUUGUGCAUAUGUUGGUAGGAAUCACGAUGGGGGUUCCCAUGCUGUUUGCAGUGCUCCAGAACUUCCAGACUGAAGAUGGAGACACGGAGGCUAUAAUGCACCAUAUCCUGAUUUGUGUACCUGCGUACCAAGUCCUGACAUCGCAAGCGCUGCUAAGCUUAUGUCCUUACAACACCUGGUCUUCACCACUGAGGAAAAGUAACAAAAUACGAGCACAUUGGGUCCUACAUCUGAGUGGUUACGCUAUGGGAGUCAUUGGCAGCGUGAUCAUCAUGUCUUCUAAGAAAAAGAACUUCCAAACUCCACAUGGACGACUAGGUUUGGUUUGCCUAACCAUAACGCCAUUGACAAUGCUGACCGGACUACUAGCUCUAUGGGCUUACCCAUUACGAAGAUUAUACCCUGCCAAGGUUAACAAACUGGUGCACGUCAUAAUCGGGAUGGCUUGCUUUUCCUGCUCCUCAGCUGCUAUCUGCCAUGGAUUCAACAAAGAAGCCUUCAGAGACUGGAUGAACGAACGAGUCACAAAUGGAUUUAUCGCCUUCACUGGCAUCGUCACUACCAUUUUGCUCUUUAACCCUUUGCUCACAGUGUUCAGAUUAAUUUAUCAAAUUUUAAACAGAGAUUGUCAGUGA
Messenger RNA from Spodoptera littoralis (African cotton leafworm), 696 nucleotides. Lineage: Eukaryota; Metazoa; Arthropoda; Insecta; Lepidoptera; Noctuidae. The record is from the annotation of a GenBank genome assembly.